Messenger RNA from Tachyglossus aculeatus (Australian echidna), 1083 nucleotides. RefSeq names its product hydroxypyruvate isomerase (putative) (gene HYI). Bases 96 to 929 code for a protein of 277 amino acids. The record is from RefSeq and is a predicted model, not a curated record. The transcript is spliced from 8 exons. Gene Ontology annotation, biological process: glyoxylate metabolic process. Gene Ontology annotation, molecular function: hydroxypyruvate isomerase activity. NCBI's taxonomy places the organism in Eukaryota, Metazoa, Chordata, Mammalia, Monotremata, Tachyglossidae.
GGCCGCCCGUGCGCGGAGGUCCCUUGUGUGUGUGUCCCCCUUUGUGUGUGUGUCCCCCCCUUUGUGUGUGUGUCCCUUGUGGUGUCCUUCCCUCCAUGGCACCGCUGCUUUUCUCUGCCAACGUGUCGUGGCUGUUCCCCGAGCUGGGGGCCCUGGGCGGGCGGCUUCGUGCGGCGGCCCAGGCCGGUUUCCCGGCCGUGGAGAUGGGCUGGCCCUACUCGGAGCCCGCCGCCCAGCUGGCCCAGGCCGCCAACCGGGCCGGGGUCCGCGUCGUCCUCCUCAACACCCCCCCGGGAGCCCAGGAAAAGCAGGAAUUAGGCCUGGGGGCAGUGCCCGGCCAGCAGGAUGCCUUCCGGAAGGGCCUGGAGCAGGCUGUGCACUAUGCCCGGGCGCUGGGCUGCCCCAGGAUCCACCUGAUGGCAGGACGGGUGCCCCUGGGGGCGGAGCGGGCCGCGAUGAUGGCAGAGAUGGAGAGGGUCUUCGUGGAAAACCUGAAGCACGCUGCCGACGUGCUGGCCCAGGAGAACAUCGUGGGACUGUUAGAACCAAUCAACACCCGGCUCACUGACCCCCGCUAUUUCCUGGACACCCCCCAGCAGGCGGCUGCCAUCCUGCAGAAGGUCGGGCGGCCCAACUUACAACUACAGAUGGAUGCAUUCCACUGGCAGAUCAUGGAUGGAAACCUGACGGGGAACCUACGAGAAUUCCUGCCUCUCAUCGGCCACGUCCAGAUUGCUCAGGUGCCUGGGAGACAUGAACCGGACAGUCCUGGGGAGCUGAAUUUUCCCUACCUGUUCCAGCUGCUGGAGGAUGAAGGCUACAAAGGCUACGUGGGCUGCGAGUAUUCCCCCCGUGGAGACACGCUGGAGGGCCUGGGCUGGCUGCAUUCCUACUGGGAAACCCGGGGUCUCCAGCCCAAAAGGCAGUGAGGUGGCCUGCCAAGUGAAGCCCUCACCUGGGGGCAAGGCCAAAGGACCCUUCCUUCCCCCCAUCUUCUGGAGAGAGGAGCAGGGGUGAUGGGGUAGGGAACUGGGGCUCUUGUCAGGAUCCAAAUUUGGCAAUAAAGACUUCCCCCCAACUUGA